Messenger RNA from Cercocebus atys (sooty mangabey), 2731 nucleotides. It is a transcript of the gene CDCA5, whose product is annotated as cell division cycle associated 5. The record is from RefSeq and is a predicted model, not a curated record. The coding region runs from base 172 to 1095 and encodes 307 amino acids. NCBI's taxonomy places the organism in Eukaryota, Metazoa, Chordata, Mammalia, Primates, Cercopithecidae. The transcript is spliced from 5 exons.
GACCGGUGGAAAAAAGAGGGGGCCCGAGCGCCGCGGACCUCUCUCCCUACGUCACUUCCGCUUCCUUCUCCGCAGGGCGGGUAAUUCGAAAGUUGUUUGCAGCGAGUGGCCUUCCCCGUUGGCGCGCGCCCGGGGCGGCGGCGCUGGAGGAGCUCGAGACCGAGCUUAGUUAUGUCUGGGAGGCGAACGCGGUCCGGAGGAGCCGCUCAGCGCUCCGGGCCAAGGGCCCCAUCUCCUACUAAGCCUCUGCGGAGGUCCCAGCGGAAAUCAGGCUCUGAACUCCCGAGCAUCCUCCCUGAAAUCUGGCCGAAGACACCCAGUGCGGCUGCAAUCAGAAAGCCCAUCGUUUUAAAGAGGAUCGUGGCCCAUGCUGUAGAGGUCCCAGCUGUCCAGUCACCUCGCAGGAGCCCUAGGAUUGCCUUUUUCUUGGAGAAAGAAAACGAGCCCCCUGGCAGGGAGCUUACUAAAGAGGACCUUUUCAAGACACACAGCAUCCCUGCCACCCCCACCACCACUCCUGUGCCCAACACUGAUGCCGAGUCCAGCUCCACGGAAGGAGAGCUGGACGCCAGAGACUUGGAAAUGUCUAAGAAAGUCAGGCGUUCCUACAGCCGGCUGGAGACCCUGGGCUCUGCCUCCACCUCCACCCCAGGCCGCCGGUCCUGCUUUGGCUUCGAGGGGCUGCUAGGGGCAGAAGACUUGUCCGGCGUCUCACCAGUGGUGUGCUCCAAACUCACUGAGGUCCCCAGAGUCUGUGCAAAGCCCUGGGCUCCAGACAUGACUCUCCCUGGAAUCUCCCCACCACCCGAGAAACAGAAACGUAAGAAGAAGAAGAUGCCAGAGAUCUUGGUGAGUGAGAGGCAGGGGUUUUUCUCUGCCAUGUGCUCUGGCAGACGUGCACAGCUGGGGCUCUGGCUCUUUUGGGGGAUAGGCAGCACCUGCAGGGUGUGGGUGAGAUGCUCCAGCUACCAUGUUCCCUUCUCACUCACCUGCUCCCCAUUUCUCUUCCCUCAGAAAACGGAGCUGGAUGAGUGGGCGGCGGCCAUGAACGCGGAGUUUGCAGCUGCUGAGCAGUUUGAUCUCCUGGUUGAAUGAGAUGCAGUGGGGGGUGCACCUGGCCAGACUCUCCCUCCUGUCCUGUACAUGGCCCCCUCCCUGUGGAGGGGACACUUAGGGUCCCCUCCCCUGGUCUUGUUACCUGUGUGUGUGCUGGUGCUGCGCAUGAAGCCUGUCUGCCUUUGAGGGCUUGGGCAGCAGUGGCAGCCAUCUUGGUUUUAGGAAAUGGGGCCGCCUGGCCCAGCCACUCACUGGUGUCCUGUCUCUUGUCGUCCUGUCCUUCCUAUCUCUCCAAAGUACCACAGCCAGUUUCCAGAUGGGCCAUAGACUGUGGAGGAGAAUCACUGGCCCAGCCAGAAGUUAAAGGGCUGAGGGUUGAGGUGAGGGGCACCUUCUGCUCUUGCUGGGAAGGGUGGCUCCUUGGAAAUAGGCCCAGGGGUUCUGCCAGCCUCGGCCUUUCCAUCCUGAGUUGCCUUCUGUUGGUGGCUUUCUUCCUGAACCCAUCUGCGUAAAGAAGUUUUCGGUUCCGUGGGUUUUCCUUCCAAUUCUGUAAAUAGUCCCAGAGAGAAUUUGUGGGCUGAGGGCAAUUCUAUCUUGGAGGAAGAAGCUGGACAUUCAGCCUGUGAAGUCUGAGUUUUGAAGGAUGUGGGGAGCCUCAGUUGGGUCUCAGACCAUAAGUGUGUACUACACAGAAGCUGUGUUUUCCAGUUCUGGUCUGCUGUUGAGAUGUUUGGUAAAUGCCAGGUUGAUAGAGCACUGGCUGCUUGGAGCAAAGGGGCCACCAGGUGCUGUGGGUUUCUGUGGCUCACGGCCUCUGGGCUGGUGCCUUGCGCAGGGCCCACGCUGGAGUCUUACCACUCUGCUGCAGGGGUGGAAGGUGGCCCCUCUUGUCACCCACACCCAUUUCUUACAAAAUAAGUUACACAGAGUCUACUUGGCCCUAGAAGAAAAAGUUGAAGAGUGCCAGUCUUACUAGCAUUUUGUGACUAUGCCUGUAAAGUCCUCGGAAACUCCUUGUGUACCAGACAGCGGCAGGGGCUGAGAGCAAUUUUAGUUUUUGGCCUCCCUAUCCUCUCACAUGAGAACACUGCCUGGAUGCAUCUCAUGAUCUCUGGAGAAUUUCCCCAUCUUUCUCUUCUUUGAAUACUGAGGAUUCAAUAGUGUGGAUUUGAAGGCUGCCCUGCCCCGACUCUCCCACCGCACCCCAGUCCGUUGUACCUUUUGAUGUUUAUAAGUUCAUGGAAGUAGACGCUGAGGUGUGCAGAGGAGCUGGUGGAUAACAGAGAAUGCCAGUGAAGAUGAGUGCUGGGUCAGGGUACUUGGAAGAAAUGUUGCAGGCCAGGCAGGCCCUAAUAAAACCCUCUGCCAGGCCUGGGAGUCCCAGGCCAUCUGCUCAACGCUCUGUGCUUUGUCAGACUUGCAAGCAAGCCCCCUUGCGGGGGAGGCCUAGGUGUCCUUGAGCUGAACCGCACUGAAGAACUCUUGUCCUCACUGGCUGAUGUGGCAGAACUCUUGGGAAAUGUCUUAGUCCUGCAGAAUCAGGGGUCACCAGAUGAUGCGGAGUUGAGAUCAUCACUGCAAACUUCUCUGUUCCUGAGGAACUAAAUUUAAGGAAAAAAAUGGGAUUUUGUUUUAUAGUUGGAAAAAAAUCCUGAUUAAAGAUUUUCUGCCUGUC